Ceratosolen solmsi marchali is the source of this 461-nucleotide messenger RNA. RefSeq names its product mitochondrial ribosomal protein L55 (gene mRpL55). Gene Ontology annotation, cellular component: mitochondrial large ribosomal subunit. NCBI's taxonomy places the organism in Eukaryota, Metazoa, Arthropoda, Insecta, Hymenoptera, Agaonidae. Gene Ontology annotation, biological process: translation. Gene Ontology annotation, molecular function: structural constituent of ribosome. The record is from RefSeq and is a predicted model, not a curated record. The transcript has 2 exons. The coding region runs from base 112 to 444 and encodes 110 amino acids.
GAAGUCGGCUAGAGUCAGUCCAAACAAGAGGAUACAAUAGUUUAAAUAUGCCUACCUGCAUUUUUGUUAAUAAUAGUAAAUAAUGUUUGUUCAAUUGUUCCCAUCGUAAGAAUGGCAUCCAAAGUAUCGUUUCUUUUGAAGUCAACGUCAGUUAUCGCAUUGUCUACAAGAAAUAUCAAUUGCUUGGUCGCUGCAAUUACUAAGCCACACAGAAAGGUUUACUUGAAGCAGUUUAUGACAGUUCUUCAACAUCCAGAUGGUAGUACAAUAAAAAUAAGAUACCAUGAGCCAAUAGGUAUUAUUAGGCUUCCAUUAGAUUUGAGCAAAUUAUCAGAGAAAGAACGAAAAGCUAUAUUGUUAGAACGUCAGCCAACGCCUAAAAAGAUAGUAGAUGAUUGUGAAAUAGAAAAUACCUUUGAUGAGAAUCGUUACUUAAAAUUUUGAAUUAUUCAUUAGCAAGU